UGGAAGAGACCGGUCAAGGUGCGAUGCUGAAUAAACGAAGUAUGCUUGUUUUUUUCUUUCUUAUCAGGGAACUUGAAGGGAAAAGUAUGUCAAGAUGUCACAGGGCGGCGGCGCAUCGGGUGGUCCCAAGAAGGGCCUGACGCUCGAUGACCUCCUUGCGGCCAUUGACCGGUAUGAAAGGAACCCGAGCAAUAUCCCUAAAGUCGAUACCUUCCACUUUUGUGGGGAGAGGGUUUCAGAAUGGCUGGAGCGGGUGGAACAAGCUUUGGUUGGGCGGUCGGACGUUGUAAAGUUCCAAUGCAUUCUUCAGUGUGUCCUCCACAGCUACCACCAGGAAGUGAAGAAAGUCAUAGAUGCGUCCCAAGGUAGCUGGGAGAGGUUCAAGGAGGGGAUGCAGAGGAAAUACCGCCUGGGAGAUAGGCUAUUGACUACCGUGGACCUUAAGGCGAUGAACAAAGAUGAUUUUACGAUGAUAGGGGUCUUUGUUCAAGAAUUUAAGAAGAGGGCGCGGAAGGUCCAUGGGAUUUCGGAGGAAGCACAGUGCGCCAUUUUCCUAGGGUUGCUCACGACAUCGGAGGCCGUCGAGUUGACGAGACAUGGAGGGGGUAGCACCAAGCUCACCUGGGCCACCAUUGACAGAGGGGUAGAAGUUGGGUGUUUCGACCAGGUGGAGCAACGUCAGGUACGCCUGCAAAGGCAGAAGAGAAAGGAAAGAGAUGCGACCACUUUUGGGACCCCGGGGGUAACAAGGAUUGUUACAUACGUAUUGGCACAGCUGGGGUAUGCGACAGAGCCGAUGGUGCAAAGGAGGGUAGUAACGACUGUCCAAGUGAAAGGGACGGAGCCGGUGAUGGAGGAGGUUGUUCAGGAGGAGCUCUUGGAAGAGGAAGAGCCGGUGCCGCUGCGCCUGACGAAGGCAUAGCGCAAAGUGCGUAACUUGGCACAGAGCGGACAAGGAUCAGGAAAAGCGCAGGCACCUCAAGCCUUGACAGCAACCCUUUUGAAUGUGACGGCUCCAUCAUCUAGUAUGGGCCCCUCGCAAGGAGGGGCGCCCUCCUACGGACAGUGGCCCUGGCCGGUGAUCAAUGCAAUCGUACCUUGGGGUAGCCCGCCACCAGUAGCCGGACCGCAAACGAGUAUGCCGCCACCCAUCUACCCCGCAGCCAAUGCCCAGCCUGUGGCCCCGCCACCGUCACCCGCUCCUAGUUCACAGGGAAGCGUGGUUGGAGGUGGGAACCAGGGGCAGGGCAAUCAAGGCAACGGAGGCAA
Messenger RNA from Chara braunii, 1269 nucleotides. NCBI's taxonomy places the organism in Eukaryota, Viridiplantae, Streptophyta, Charophyceae, Charales, Characeae. The record is from the annotation of a GenBank genome assembly.